CCGUGUUUGGAAAACAGCAUGGGAUUAGGAUAUAAUCCCUUUAAUUAAUAGAAGUCGUACAUAAAGGGUCUGGUGUUAGCUAGCUGUAUUGUUUUUGUUUGUCGAAGCAAAUUGGAAUAAACUUCUGAACAAAGCAGAAAUCUCAAUGUCAAAAUUUUAUAAUAGUAUAUAGUUAAAAUUGGACCUGUACUUUGUGUACAACUUGUUUGUUUACUUUUCCUUUGUCUAUGUUUCGUUUGUCAAUGAAUUUAUAUUACUAAACCGAAAUUUAUAUGUCAACAAUACUACUACAAAUUUCAAAAGUUAAGUCUAAGGUUUUUAUUUAGUUAUAUACAUGAAAACAUGAGUUGGCAAACUGAGAUCUGGCCUAAUAGUAACAUACAAGUACUCGAAACCCUAAGCCGUGAAGUUCGCUUUCUGUUGCUUUAUUUAAGUUAAACUUAAAAGUUUAUAAGUUGGACACUUGAGUCGAUACACUAAAGAAUAAAGAUUCUAUCCUUGUUUAUAAUUAUUUUCUAAAAGUUCACUUUAUAGAAGAAAAAAGGUUCUUUAUAAUCAUACUAGACAAUAGAUUAAUUGAACGAUGGAUACUAUUGGUAACGCAAAGCGAUAUAAGUAUUUUGGUGGUAAAGGUGUGAAUGAUAAGUAUUAGAGACGGUAAACAAAAUACUGAUAGAAUAUGGUAAUUACCAUAUGAACUUUGCGUGUAUAAUCUCAAAUAGUAAAACCACUUUAACGAGUUGUAUCGAGUCAUGUUCCUUUUUGGAUAGACAAAUCUCUAUAUUUUGUUACCUCGACUGAAUCUAUAUCUAUCUAGUUGUUGGCAAUAUAGACUAAUACAGUCUGCUGUGAACAAAUCAUGAAUCAUAGUUGCACUCCGACCACUUGGGACUCUGUCAAGAAGCUCCAUGGUAACGAUGCGUGAGUCUCUUAAAAAGCUCAUAUCCCUAUUUUUCUUUUCUUUUGGACGGCUUUGUCUUAUUAAAUUCUACAUUCAAAAAAACUAUUAUAGAAGCUCCAUGGAGCCGUCCAAAAAAGCUCAUACCCCUACUUAUUGUUAAUUAGAAUUGAAUUUGUUGAAUGUUAGAUUCGGGUUUAUUAUGAGCUUCCAACUUAAAAUCAAUUGGCAAUUAGUGGAUUGGCCCUAACCCUUUAUAUAGUAGUAGAUUAAUUCUUAUAUAUCCGAUGUGGGAUGUUUCUCAUCAAUACCUUCCCUCACGCUCAGACAUCUAGGUCUGAAGCGUGGACAAUGUGGGAAUAACAUCCACAGAGGGCCCAACAUCGGUAUAGUAGUAGUAGUUGUAGUUUAGGUCAAAGGAUCUUAUCGCUCUGAUACCAUGUUAGAUUCGGGUUUAUUAUGAGCUUCCAACUUAAAACCAAUUGGCAAUUAAUGGAUUGGCCCUAACCCUUUAUAUAGUAGUAGAUUAAUUCUUAUAUAUCCGAUGUGGGAUGUUUCUCAUCAAUAUUGAAUGAAUACCCUAUAAAAGCUCCAUGGUCACAUUCAAGAAAAUAAAACUGAAUUCAUUCAUUCAACAAAUUCAAUUCUAAUUAACAAUAAGUAAAUUGUUACUAUAAAGAACACUGAAGGAAAUAAUAAUUUUGAAAAAAAUUAUAUUAUAAAAUAUUCUUUGUCUUUUUUCUUUGAGACCGUAGUAGUAAAAUACUAAGGAAAUAUAUAAAUCGGGUUUGUUCAUACGCAAACACAUCCAAUUUUGAAAAGAAAAUAAGCAUGGGGGCAAGACUUCUAGGUGUCUAGAGAUUUGCAUUGCUGCAAACCUAAUGGUAAUAGUAGUAGAUUAUUUAAAGUGCUACAAAAGUGGAGCUCGUAACUCGUGCACUUCGAAAUCAUAUUAAUCAAAUAUCACACCAUUUUAUUUUCCUUUUCAUCAUCACAUUUCCGUAAUUUACUGCAUUGCUCGUUUAUGAUUAGUUUUGACAUUUAGUUUCAAUUUAAAGAAAAAGGAUGUACAAAAAGAAAAGAAAAAAUGGAUACAUAUUUCGAUACGAACAAAACUUAGGGGUGAGUUCACCCCCUAGGGUGAACCUUUAAAUUCACCUCACCUCUAAUAACCAAUCAUAAUGCCACAUAGAUUAAUGGAUAAAAACAAUUAAAUAAUUUUUUAAAAACUAAAAUAAUUAAAAAAUAAUAAUAAUAACGUCAACUUUACGAUAUUAAAAACCUUAACUAAACCCUAAAUCCAAACCUAAACUCUAAAUCCUAAAUCUAAACCCGAACUCUAUACCCUAAAACCCAAACCUAAACCCUAAACCCAAACCUAUACCCUAAAUCCAAACCAUAUACCCUAAAACCUAAACCCUAAACCCAAAACCCAAAACCCAAAACCCAAAUUCUAUACCCUAAACCCGAACCCUAUACUCUAAAUCCAAACCCUAUACCUUAAAACCUAAACCCUAGAUCCAAACUCUAUACCCUAAACCCAAACUCUAAACCCUAAACUAUAAACCCUAGAUCUUAAAUCCUAAACCCAAACAUUAGACCCUAAAUUUAACCUUAAACCCUAAACCCAAUUCUAUACCCUAAAUCAUGAACUUAAAUUGUAGAUUCUAAAUCCAAACCUUAAAUUCUAAAAGAACAAUAUCAACAUUAAUCUAAAUAUUUUAGUUUUGGAUUUAGGUAUAGGAUUUACAAUUUAGAUUUAGGGUCUAGGAUUUGAGUUUAGGAUAUAGGGUUUGGAUUUAUGGUUUAUGGUUUAAAUUUAAGAUUUAAGGUUUGGGUUUAGGAUUUAAGGUCUAGGGUUUAGGGUUUAGAAUUUAGGAUCUAGAGUUUGAAUUUAGGGUAUAUAGUUUGGGUUUAGGGUUUAGGGUUUAGGUUUUAAGGUAUAGGGUUUGGAUUUAGAGUAUAUGGUUUGGAUUUAGAGUAUAUGGUUUGGAUUUAGGUUCGGAUUUUAGGGUAUAGUAUUUGGGUUUAGGGUUUAGGUUUUAACGUACAGGGUUUAUAUUUAGGGUAUAGGAUUUGGGUUUAGGGUUUAGGUUUGGGUUUAAGGUUUAGAGUUUGGGUUUAAGGUUUAGAGUUUAGGGUUUAAGGUUACGGUUUGGAUUUAGGGUAUAGGGUUUGGGUUUAAGUUUGGGUUUUAGGGUAUAGAGUUCAGGUUUAGUGUUUAGAGUUUCGGGUUUAAGGUUACGGUUUGGAUUUAGGGUUUAGUUGGCGUUUUUAACGUCGUUAAAAUUAGCGUUAUUAUUAUUAUUUUUAACUAUUUUGAUUUUUAAAAAAUUAUUUAAUUGUUUUUAUCCAUUAAUCUAUGUGGCAUUAUGAUUGGUUCUUAGAGGUGAGGUGAAUUUAAAGGUUCACCCUAGGGGGUGAACCUAAGUUUUGUUCUUUCGAUACCCAACAUCUCUAGUUCGUUAAUAAUCUAUGAACAAACCAGAAACCACACUCAAAUUCAAAUCAUGGAUGUGCAAUCUCUUUCAAAACAAAUAGCGUUAUCCAUGGUUGGAUCAUGUACAACAGUUCAAGCAUCCACUAGUCUAAAAAUUAUCACGGAAUUAAUUGUAUAUUUUAUAUUUAUUCAUAACACACAAAUGCAUGCAUAUUCGUUUUUUUUUUGCAUGCAUACUCGUCAAAAUAGAGCAAAAGCAUGUUUUUUUAUCCCUAAUUCUUAGAGUGAAAUUUUUAGUGAAAUAUAAGAAUCCGUCUUUUAACUUUUAAUUAAAAACCUAAAAAUCGGUUCUUAAAUAUCUUAUUAAGAACUGAUUCUUAGUUUUUUUAAUUAAAACUAAAAGACAGAUUUUUAUAUUCCGUUAAAAAUUUCAUACCCUAGGAACUUCCAUCAAAUAUGCUCUAAGUUGACAAACAAAAAAGAAAAAAAGAGUUGAUAAGACUUUUACGCUCAUGUUUUACGGACUUUAUGGAUUUAAAACGAAAAAUUUAUAGCUUCGUCUGUACUGUACUGAUGUUAAAUAAGCUAUAAUGAAAAAGCGAUGAAUGCGCCUAAUAUAUGUUUAGAGCAUCCCCAUUAGUGAACUUAUAGGGGGUUCACACAGACUCCAAAAAAAAAAAAUAUUAAAAUAAUGAAUAGUGAUGAACUUGUCUCUCUCCACCUUUUCCCAGUGAACCUGGUUCAUCACUGUAACGCGGGUCCCACGGCACGUGGCGGCAUGCCAUUAGUCUGAUUAAUUAAUUUUUUUUAUUUUUUAAACAAAAAUAAAAAAAAAUAAUAAAAAAAAUAAUAAAAAAAAAUACUUUGUGAACUCUUUUCAUGGGGUUCACUAAUCGGGGUGCUCUUAGUCUUUUAAACAAUGAAUAUUUAAUCGCUACUCUCAACUACUUUAUCUCCUUUUUCUACUCCAAUCCUAACUACAAAGUUAUAUCGAUCAUCUUCCUAUAAAACUGUCCUUGCUCGUUCUUAGCUGCAACAGCCUUUCUAUAAGCUAUCUUCACCGCUCUCCACAUUAUCAUGGCGACACAAGAUUUGCAAGGGAUCAAACUCUUUGGCAAAACCAUUGCAUGUAACGUCAAUAUCACUCACAAGAUCAAAAACGAAGAUGAGAAACAACCGUCGGAUCCCACAGUCAGAUCAUCCUCAUUAUCUGAUCCGACGGUGGAGAAGCGUCCGGACAAGAUCAUAGCAUGUCCGAGAUGCAAGAGCAUGGAGACAAAGUUCUGUUACUUCAACAACUACAACGCUAAUCAGCCUCGGCACUUUUGGAAAAGCUGCCACCGUUACUGGACCGCCGGUGGCGCACUCCGGAACGUUCCUGUUGGUGCCGGUCGUCGGAAAACAAAACCACUGGCCCGUGUUGUUGUCGGUAUGCUUGGGGAUGGAAAUGAGGCUCACCAUGUCGAGCUUAUUAAUGGCUUGCUUUCCCAUGAGUUGCAUUCGGCAGCCGCUGCUCGCGGCGGUUUCCGACAUGAUUUUUCCCUUAAGCGGCUCCGGUGCUUUUCUGACGGUGAGCCGUGUUGAUUUUAAUUUACUGAGUAUUAAUUUUUCUUUGUUAAAUAUUAUUGUUUUUGGUAGUUGACAAAAAAAAAUUAUUGUUUUUGGUUUUGGGGUUGAGUGGUUGUCUUCCUUUAAACCCGUUGAAGAACGUGGUGAAUUUGGUCGCUCUUGGGUACAUACAGGCUGUCGAGAUAGUUAAUUUAGUAUUUGUCAAUCAAUCAAAGCUGAUUAGUGGUAGUUGUUUUAUUACUCUACACAAUAUAAUUUUUUUUUUGUUUUUUUUUUGUCAUCCACAAUAUAAUUUUUUACUGAAGGUAUUUCCAUCCGUACUCCAUUUUUGUUUUUUAGAAUGGAGUAAAAAUAAAUAUGAAAUAAGUAAUGCUCCAACUCAACUUCAUAUCUCACUCCAUAAUGAAAUUUACUUUAUAAAUGGAGUAAUCUAUUUUUAGUUUGUUCAUCACUCCAUUAUGGAGUAGAAAAUAUAGUAGGGUUGAAGCAAUUUUACUCCAAUUUCACUUUUACUCUAUUUUGGAGGAAAAAAUGGAGUUAUACAUUGGAGAUGCUCUGAACAGACUUCUUCACUCUUUUAAUUAGCUAAAAAUAUUUACCUAGGAUUUGUAUGAUAUGCUAAAAACUUAUUUUGAUAGAUAGUGAUAUCUAAAGCAAUAUAUAAUUAGCUAACUAAUAAUUUAUUUUAGAAAGAAGAAUCUCAUGACAAUGGAUGAUAUUUGUUAACAGAAAAGAGUCUAUUUUGAGUUUAACAGUUUCAGUUGUAUUAAAUACGAUCCAAAUAAAUGGUCAGUGCUAAAUGCGAUAUCAAUUCGGUUAUAAUUUGAAAAAUAAUCUGAUUUUUUUAAUAUACCCACAUCGAUAUUGACCAUAACAUAAGUUAGUCAGAAAUUAAACAAAGUUAUUUUGAUUUAAAAAAAAACAGAAAAAUGUUCAGUACGGAAUUUGAGCCCGAAAAUUGUUACCUUUAAAGUGGAUUCGUAUUACGGAAUAAAAUUAUAUAUACUACUAUGCUUCUUCAUUUUCUUCAAGUCAUGCAUAUUUAAUUAAGUGACAGAGACCAGAGUUAAUCUCACUACACAAUAGUAUGUAUGUAUGAAAGAGAUAGAAUCAGAUGAGAACAUAUUAUGUUGAAAAAGAAGAGAUUUAAAGGCAAAGAGACAUACUGUACUAGACUCUUAAAAAUAAAACUGAAUUAAAAAGUGAGGUGCAAACCUUAAAUUAAAAAGCAGGGUUUAUUUGAGAAUU
Molecule: messenger RNA, 6155 nt
Organism: Brassica rapa (field mustard)
Lineage: Eukaryota; Viridiplantae; Streptophyta; Magnoliopsida; Brassicales; Brassicaceae
Product: cyclic dof factor 4
Biological process (GO): regulation of DNA-templated transcription
Molecular function (GO): DNA binding; DNA-binding transcription factor activity
Source: RefSeq, a predicted model, not a curated record